UUCACUAUAAAAAGCCUCACAAAUAAAAAUUUUAUAUAGAUACAUAAACAUGUUAUUUAAAGGUAUAUCCGUAUUUCUUCUUCUGACCAUCAUGAUUGGUUUGGCUUUCGGAGAAGCUUGGGGCCCCGAAGUUGAUAAAUAUGAACGGGAUUUGGAAAAAAUAAACAAAGCCUUGCAAGCCGGCAAACUCAGUUAUUCCACUAUUGUAAAUCAAGUGAGGGUGUGUUUCGACGCACAUAUUCAAUAUUUUUUCUAUCGGAGUUUUUUGAACACGUUAAUAAAAUUGUACACCAACAAAGAUACCAACUUUGGUAGAUCCUACAAUGAUUCAAUAAAAGGUUCUAGCAUAAAACUAGAUGCUUUCCACAAUUAUAAUUAUUGUAUGAGCAAAAUAGCAAAGUAAAGACAUUAGUCUUUUACAAUUAAAGAAAUAUUGCAUGCAA
Molecule: messenger RNA, 443 nt
Organism: Aethina tumida (small hive beetle)
Lineage: Eukaryota; Metazoa; Arthropoda; Insecta; Coleoptera; Nitidulidae
Exons: 4
Coding region: 50-403 (117 amino acids)
Source: RefSeq, a predicted model, not a curated record